Messenger RNA from Fragaria vesca subsp. vesca, 790 nucleotides. Its product is annotated as cell wall / vacuolar inhibitor of fructosidase 2-like. The transcript has a single exon. Bases 137 to 691 code for a protein of 184 amino acids. Gene Ontology annotation, molecular function: enzyme inhibitor activity. The record is from RefSeq and is a predicted model, not a curated record. Lineage: Eukaryota; Viridiplantae; Streptophyta; Magnoliopsida; Rosales; Rosaceae.
AUGUACACACUCCAUACAAUCCCUUCAUCUAGCUAUCUCUUUCUUCCCUAAGUUAACUAUAAGCUAGCUCAUUCUCUUCCUCCAUAUAACAAAAUCUAGAAGCUGCAGAGCCCCAAAGAAAAGAAGCUAGAUCAGCAUGGGAUCUAGUUCCACUACUACUUCUGCUACAUUCUCCUUGGUUAUGCUGUUUCUACUUCUACAACAUGAUCAUUUUGCUACUGCAGACACUAGCUUGAUCCAGAAAACCUGCAAAGCUACCAAGUACUAUGCCCUUUGCAUGUCAUCCCUCAAGUCCAAUCCCACCAGCCUAACCGCAGACGGCAAGGGCCUGGCUGCUAUUAUUGUCGGAAUCGCGACCGCGAAUGCCACCGCAACCUCUUCUUACUUGUCCUCCCAAGUGCUCAGCUCGGCCAACGACGCCAACGCCAAGAAGGUGCUAAAGGAGUGUGCUGACAAGUAUGGCUACGCGGGCGAGGCCCUGCAGGGUUCGCUGCAGGACCUGGCCGCGGAGUCUUACGACUACGCUUACAUGCACAUAACUGCAGCUGCCGACUACCCUAAUGCAUGCCACAAUGCGUUUAGGAGGUUUCCGGCGUUGGUUUAUCCACCGGAGCUUGCAAGAAGAGAGGAGGCUUUGAAGCGGAUCUGUAGUGUGGUUUUGGGAAUUAUUGAUAGUUUUGGCUGGGAUUAGUGUGUACUAAUUGCCUAUAGCUACCUUGCAUACACGUUGCUAGCUAUUUCAAUAAUGCAGAUUGUCUGAAGUUACAAAUUAGAAUUCUUUUCUUGCGCU